Messenger RNA from Corylus avellana, 5431 nucleotides. The record is from RefSeq and is a predicted model, not a curated record. Lineage: Eukaryota; Viridiplantae; Streptophyta; Magnoliopsida; Fagales; Betulaceae.
AUGGACAUUAAUUUGCAUUUAAAUCUUGAGAUGAAUGACACACGCAUGAUAGGAAUAUUUGGAAUCGGUGGAAUUGGUAAGACCACUCUUGCCAAAGCGGUUUAUAACUCGAUUGCUCUUCAGUUUCAAAGUAGCUGUUUUCUUUCCAACAUUAGGGAGAUUUCAAGUCAACCAAAUGGUCUGGUCAGAUUGCAAGAGCAGCUUCUUUGUGAUACCCUAGAACAUUCAAGUGUAAAAGUUGGAAGUGUUGAGUCUGUUGACCAAGGGAUCAAUUGGAUAAAGCAAAGACUUUCCUCUAAAAGGGUUCUUUUAAUUCUUGAUGAUGUGGAUAAGUUGUUUCAGUUAGAAGCAUUAGCUGGAGAAUGCUAUUGGUUUGGUUUAGGAAGUAGAAUCAUCAUAACAACAAGAGAUGAACAUUUACUUAAUGUGCACAGAGUUGAAUUAAAUUACCAAGUGAAUGAGUUGGAUUACAAUGAAGCUCUUCAGCUCUUUUGUUGGCAUGCAUUCAAGAGUGACAAGCCUCAUGAUGAUUAUGUGGAAGUUGCAGAAUAUGCAGUACAUUAUAGUGGAGGAUUGCCACUAGCUUUAGAAGUGUUAGGCUCAUAUUUAUAUGGUCAAGAUAUAGUUUAUUGGAAAAGCCAAUUGGACAUGUACAAAAGAAAUCUUAAUGUUGAUAUUCUACGCACACUAAGAAUUAGUUUUGAUGGCCUAGAGGAGGCUGAGAAGAAUAUUUUCCUUGACAUUGCAUGUUUCUUCAAUGGAGAGAAUGUAGAAUAUGUUGAAAAAAUACUAAAUGGUUGUGGUUUUUUCGCAAAUUUUGGCAUCGAAGUGCUAAUGGAGAAAUGUCUCAUAACUGAGUCUUGUGGAUCGUUGGUGAUGCAUAACUUAUUGCAAGAAAUGGGUAGAGAAAUUGUUCGACAAGAAUCACCAAAUGAACCUGGCAAGCGCUCUAGAUUGUGGUUUCAUGAAGAUGUUCGUCGUGUCCUAGAAGAAAACACGGGAACACACAAAGUUGAGGGCAUAUUGAUAGAUUUGCCUGAAGCAGACUUGAUACAUCUAGAUUCCAGCGCUUUCAAGAAGAUGAGAAGGCUCAGAUUGUUGAUAAACCGUAAUGCACGCUUUUCUAAAAAGCCUAAUUUUCUCCCUGAGGAGUUAAGAUUGCUUGAUUGGCCUGAAGAUCCUGGAGAAUUUUUGCCAUACAAUUUUAUUAGAAAUAAACUUGUUAUAAGAACGCCUAGAUUGGGGGUAUUUGAGAGAAUGACUUCUUCCAUGACCUUCCAAGUAGCAUAUCCCUCUUCUUCUUCUUCCACCCGUAGAUGGAAGUACGAUAUAUUCUUGAGUUUUAAAGGUGAAAGUACUUGCCACGAUUUUAUUUCCCACCUAUACCAGGCUUUGUAUCAAAAGGGAAUCAACACCUUCAUCGAUGAUAAGCUUAAAAGUGGAGAGGGAAUUUCUCCAGUACUUCCUAAAACUAUUGAAGAGUCAAGGAUUUCAAUUAUUGUAUUCUCUCAAACUUAUGCAUCAUCUAGGUGGUGCUUAGAAGAGCUAUUGAAGAUCUUUGAGUGUAAAGAAACAAAGGGACAAAUUGUUUUACUAGUGUUUUACAAGGUGGACCCAUUAGAUGUACAAAAAAAGAACAAUUUUGAAAAAACAUUGGUUAAACAUCAAGAAAGGUUCAAGGAUGACAUGAAAGUGCAGCGGUGGAUGGAAGCCCUAACAAAAGUGGCCAGUUUUUUGGGGGGACAUUUAGAGAAUUACAGGAAUGAAGCUGAGUUUAUUGACAAAAUCGUUCAGAAUGUCUCCAAAAUUGUAAAUUACACAGGCUUGCACGUUGCCAAGUAUCCAGUUGGAAUAGAGUCUCGUGCACAAGAGAUCAAUUCACUUUUAAGUAUUGAGAUGAAUGAUAUACGAAUGGUAGGGAUCUUAGGAGCAGGUGGAGUUGGUAAGACAACUAUUGCCAAAGCUAUUUACAACUCGAUUGCUUCUCACUUUGAAGGUAGUUGUUUUCUUGAAAACAUUAGAGAAACUUCUUGUAGAAAGGAUGGUUUGAUCCAUUUGCAGAAUGAACUUUUUUCUAUGAUACUAGGAGGUUUAGGUCUAAUGGUUGACAAUGUUGAUCAAGGAAUUACUUUGAUAGAGCAGAGACUUUGCAGUUUAAGGGUACUUAUAGUUCUUGAUGAUGUGGAUCAGUCAAUCCAAUUAGAAAUGCUAGUUGGAAAAGGUGAUUGCUUUGGUUUAGGAAGUAGAAUCAUUAUAGCAACAAGAGACAAACAUUUACUUACUGCACACGGAGUUGAUUUAACAUACCAAGUGAAUGAGUUGGAUGACAAUGAAGCUCUUCAGCUCUUUAGUAGGCAUGCCUUUAAUAGCGACAAACCUAAUAAUGGUUAUAUGGAAGUCACAGAAGACGCAUUACGUUAUAGCGGAGGAUUGCCACUAGCUUUAAUGGUGUUAGGGUCGGCCCUACAUGGUAAAGAUCUACUUUAUUGGAAAAGUCAAUUGGACAAGCUCAAAAGAAUUCUAAACAUUGAUAUUCAACGCACACUUAGAAUUAGUUAUGAUGGAUUGGAUGAAAAUGCGAAGAAUAUUUUCCUUCACAUUGCGUGUUUCUUCAAAGGAGAGAAUGUAGAAUAUGUCACAAACAUAUUAGAUAGUUGUGGUUUUCGUUCAUAUAGUGGCAUCGAAGAGCUAAAGGAUAAGUGUCUCAUAACUCAGUCUUGCGGAUCAUUGGUAAUGCAUGACUUGUUCCAAGAAAUGGGUAGAGAAAUUGUUCGAAAAGAAUCACCAAACGAACCUGGCAAGCGCAGUAGACUAUGGUUUCAUGAAGAUGUUCUAAAUGUCUUACAAGAAAAUACGGAAACAAACAAUGUUGAGGGCAUAUUGAUAGAUUUGCCUGAAGCAGACUUAAUACACUUCAGUUCCAAAGCGUUCAUGAAGAUGAAAAGGCUCCAAUUGUUAAUUUGCCGCAAUGCACGCUUUUUUGAAGAGCUUAAUUUUCUCCCUAAUGAGUUAAGGUUGCUUUAUUGGCCUGAAUAUCCUGGAGAAUUUUUGCCAUCCAAUUUUAGUGGAAAGAACCUUGUUAUUUUAAGAAUGCCUCAUAGUCACCUCAAGGGAAUAGAGGGAGUUGAGAAUUUUCAAAAUUUGACUAUGAUGAAUUUCACUGGUUGUGAAUUCCUACAAAAAGUUCCAGACAUUUCGAGGAUCUCAAAUUUAGAGACAUUGAUUCUUGAUGGUUGUGUACGGUUAGUUGAGGUUCAUCGUUCUAUUGGAUUCCUUGAUAAGCUCGUCAAUUUGAGUCUUGAAAAUUGUAUUAAUCUUAGGAGUUUUCCGAGAAGCCUCAAGUUGAGGUCUCUAGAAUCUCUUGUCCUUUGUGGUUGCUCAAGACUUGAGAACUUUCCUAAAAUUGAGUGUCAAAUGAAAUGUUUAGAGCACAUCGACUUUCAAUAUACUGGUAUAGAGAAACUGCCUUCAUCCAUUCGGUACCUUGUUGGGGUUAAAAAAUUAAAUCUAGCUGGUUGCACAAACCUUGUAAGUCUUCCAGAUAACAUUUCUCAGUUGCAACAUUUAGAGCGUCUCAAUCUCAAGGGUUGUACUGGUAUAAAAAGACUCCCUUCAUCCAUUGGGUACCUUGUUAGGGUUAAAACAUUAGAUCUAAGUGGUUGCACUAACCUUACAAAACUCCCAAAUAGCAUUUAUCAGUUGCAAGAGUUAGAGCAAUUUGAUCUCAAGGGCUGUUCAAAAGUUGUUAACUUUCCAAAUAACAGACAAUCCAGGCCUUCUAUUACAUCCACACAAGAAUCUGAAAUUUCAUAUGGAGCAGAAUUUGUCCAAUUGUUCAACGAUCCUAAUUAUGGUUGUUCCUCGACAACAUUUCCAAAACUUCAACGGUUGGAUCUUAGAAAUUGUGCUCUAUCAGAAUCAAAUUUUUUUAGGACAUUUGAUUGUGGCUCCGUGUUGAACCGCUUAGAUCUAUCAGGGAGUGAUAUUGUUACCCUUCCUUCAUGCAUUAGAAGAUUUGUUGGAUUGAAGUUCCUGUAUUUGAAUGAAUGCAAGCAACUUCAGAAAAUUCUAGGGCUUCCACCAAAUUUAGUAGAAGUGUCUGCUAGUGGGUGUGUGUCAUUGGCAAUACUCUUAGAUGAACCUAGAAAAUCUGUUGAAACAGAAUCAAAAGAUUGCCCUAGCAGUUUGGAAUAUCUAGAUCUGUCAAGUAGCGCUAUUGUUAGCCUUCCUACAUGGUUCAACAGAUUUGUUGGAUUGAGACGCCUUACCUUGGAAGAUUGCAAGCACCUUCGAGAAAUUUCAGAACUUCCACCAAAAAUAAGAGAAGUAUAUGCCCAUGGAUGCACGUCAUUGGAAAGAUGUCAAUUUAAUAUAUACCCAACACUUGGAUGGAUUGACUUGUCCGAUUGUCAUGAACUGCAUGAAAAUAUGUGGAAUGAUCUGCAAAUUUAUUUAUCAAGUGAGGGACAUCUUGAGGACCAUAAAUUUGUCUGUAUGUUUCCAGGAAAUAAGAUUCCAAAUUGUUUUAGCUAUUGUAGAUAUGUUUCAAAUAGCAAUUCAUAUGAAAUAGAUAUUGAUGAGCCUGCAGAUUUGGAUGGGGAAAUCAAAGGAAUUGUUUUCAUUGCUGUUAUUGGAACAAAUGCAGACAUCCCUUAUGACCAUGAUGAAAUAAUAGAGGGUGGACAAGAUGAAGAUGCUUAUGGAAUUGUCUUUGAAGUCAUCAGUGAUGGUGUAAAAAUGUAUUCUUUCGUGGAGGAAGAUAUCCCUGGACAAUUUCACUCAGAUCAUGUAUGGUUGCAUUACAAUGUUCCAACUUUUAAGAUAGAGGGGGAUAAUCUUCGAGCUAAAUUUAAGGUAAGGUCAGCGUCAAUGUUCUUUAAAAGUUGCGGAUUUCAUCUGGUACGUGGGCAGGAAGAGAAAGCAGUAGAUUUAAGGAACGAUGAUGAUGACGGCAACUUGGAAUCCAAUCAAAGCCCCUGGCUUUGGAGGUUAAUCCAGCAUUUGCUUAUUGAUCGGCGCACUUAAUUAUGGAUCAAAUUUUCAUAAUUUGGAAUUGGAGAUGAUCAUGCCAUUUUUCGGAUCUUUUGGUACAAUUGACAAAUGGGGUUCCGUACUCGAAUGCUCGGGACAUAUUCAGAAUUUGACCAUGAGCAAGUUUGUGCAGGGCAGUCAACUAUUUAGGUUCUUGUAAUCUAAUAUCAAGGGAUAAGAUUCCUGAACGUGUGGGAAAUCAAAUUCUCUCCCUGCCUAUAAAUACAAGUCAUCUUAUUAAAGCAAAGUCGACAUCCGUGUGUUGGUCAACUCGAAGAUCGGCAGGCGUGCUACGUCAUCUUCAAGAAAAUUGUGCAUCAACAAUUACUAUUGCUUUAUUUUUAGGGUCUUGUUCGUGCUUUUAUAGUUUUUUACUUUAUGAUUUUUGUGGCAUAAAUUC